Molecule: messenger RNA, 786 nt
Organism: Arachis duranensis
Lineage: Eukaryota; Viridiplantae; Streptophyta; Magnoliopsida; Fabales; Fabaceae
Exons: 2
Coding region: 1-786 (261 amino acids)
Source: RefSeq, a predicted model, not a curated record
AUGGACAUGAAGAAUGCAUUUCUUAAUGAGGAUUUGAAAAAGAAGCAAAGUCUGUCUCCUUUGAAAGGCACUUAUGAUCUUAAGCAAGCUCUUCGAGAAUGGUUUGACAAGUUCAACAACACUAUAUGCAAUCUCGGUUUUACUUGCAGCCCUCAUGAGAAUGCUCUCUUUAUUCGUAAAAGUGAACGUGGAGUUGUUCUUCUGCAUUUGUAUGUUGACAACAUGAGCAUUAUUGGAAAUGAUGUUGAUGGUAUCUCUGAUCUCAAAGCAUCCCUUCACCAUACUUUUGAGAUGAAAGUUCUUAGUUCUCCCAGUUAUUUUCUUGGUCUCGAGUUCAUAUCCACAGAUGAUAGUAUCUAUCUCUCUCAAGCUAAGUAUGCUUCAUAUCUUCUUGCUCGCGCUGGGAUUAUAGAUAAUCGCACUGAGUCUACUCUCCGUGAGCUUAAUGUUCGAUUUACCCCUAUGGAUGGCAUUGUUUUGGAUAAUUCUACUCUUUAUCGACAGUUGGUUGGAGGUUUCGUCUACUUGACUGUCACACGCCCAGACAUUGCCUAUCCAGUUCAUGUUCUUAGCCAAUUCUUGUCAGCUCCUCGUACUACUCACUAUGCGGCUGUUCUUCACAUUCUUCGCUACAUCAAAUGUACUCUGUUUCAUGGACUUCAUUUUUCUGUUCAUUCAUUUUUAUCCUUUCAGGCGUACUCUGAUGCUGAUUGGACUGGUGAUCCCAUUAAUCGUCGUUCUACUACUGGUGAUUGUUUGUUUCUUGGUGACUCUCUCAUUUUCUAG